AUGGCUACAGAGACAUCAAACCCCUUAGUACAAUUAUUGGCAAGAACUGCCUCAUGAGAACGAAUAAAUAAGAAACAUCUGAUUUCACAAUACGCUAAAGAAUACUCAAAUAUAAAAACAGGACUUAUCGAAACAACCAAAUCUUAUCUGAAAGCUAGGAGGACCAAAGAUUAUCAGUCUCUAAGAGAUAUCAACAGGAGUGUCAAUCUGAAAUAGCUCUGCUAAUAUUGGCACAAGUCCUAUGAGGAUAAAAGAUGGCUACAAGAAAUAUCGAAGAAGCUUCAAUAAGUCAUCAGUAAUUCGACAUAAAAUUAAUGGAGAUUUGACACAUGAGCUCUUUCUGAGCGAAAGUUCAACAUCCCAGUUAGAAAACCCCAAACGGAAGAAGAGACAAUACAAGGGCAGCUUUAUUCAUCUCAAUAAUGAGUAUAACGAAAUCGAGGAUAUCAAGGAGGAUGGUAGGACUUCCCGUAAUAAAGAAAAGAAAGUGAUCACUUUGCUACCUAAUUCAUUUCUCCCUGUGGCCCAGAAGCAGUACAAAAUUAUGGAGGAUUUUGAGCCAAAAAUCAGCUCUAAAUUUCAAAAACUCAGACUCAAAAUGAAAUAAGUGAAGUAGUAAGAUGAGCGCCAAGAUAGAUACCAAGGAUGGAUUGUCAUUCUCCAAAAUAGAUUCUAUGAAAAGAAAUAAUUCAGGUGUGGAGUUUGUGAAUUUGGAGAAAUCAGACUCUAAAGUUCUUAAAAAAUCAUUCAAGACACAGCAAGAACUGAUGAAUAAUAUGAAGCUACCUGUGUCUUUAUACCAGAACAACACGUUUGAUAAUAGUAGGAAAACAAAUGGCAAAGCUUUUGGAAAACCAAGGCAUUCAGAUGAAGUUGUGCAGAAGUCGUCUGAGAAAUCAUUUAACAAAUCAAGCACUUAUGAAGCUCUUAAGAUCUUUAAGGCAGAUGAGGGAAAGUCAAUGAUAGAUCGUUUAAAUGAGAAAAUCAAAAGUAUUCUCUCUUUCUCAAGAAUGCAUAAUUAUGAUAUUGAGAAGAAGAUAGCCAAGAAGCAUAGAAUUCAACUUAAACAACCUUCUACAAGGAAAAAGAGUGGCAGAACUUCUUUGAAGAAAGUUAUUCUCUCUAAAUACUCCCCUCGGCAUGUGCUUGAUGAGAUGGAAGAUAGUAACUUAGGCAUUGGAACUAACGAUAUAUAA
This is a messenger RNA of Moneuplotes crassus, 1196 nucleotides long. The record is from the annotation of a GenBank genome assembly. NCBI's taxonomy places the organism in Eukaryota, Ciliophora, Spirotrichea, Euplotida, Euplotidae.